Molecule: messenger RNA, 1197 nt
Organism: Fusarium tjaetaba
Lineage: Eukaryota; Fungi; Ascomycota; Sordariomycetes; Hypocreales; Nectriaceae
Product: FAD binding domain protein
Exons: 4
Coding region: 1-1197 (398 amino acids)
Molecular function (GO): FAD binding
Source: RefSeq, a predicted model, not a curated record
AUGGGAUUCAAAGUCAUCAUAGUCGGAGGCAGCGUGUCGGGCCUGUCUUUGGCCAACAUGCUCGAGAAGUUCAGCAUCGAAUAUAUACUCCUCGAGGCACAUCCAACGAUCGCCCCCCAGCUUGGAGCGAGCAUGGGUCUUCUCCCUGGUGGCUUGCGCAUCCUCGACCAGCUCGGCUGCUACGACCGCGUGCGGGAAAUAGUCGGAGACUGUUGCUAUUACCAACCAAGCCUUCGUCUCUUCAAUGGCAAGAUAUUGAACAAGAAGAAGCCUAAAAGCUUUUCUGAGCAGUUAGAGGACCGAACCGGAUAUCCCCAGAUCUUCAUUGAUCGGCAGAUGUUCCUUCAGAUCCUUUUCGACAACAUCCAGUCCAAGGAUAGAGUGAUGACGCGGAAGCGCGUUGUGUGCGUCGAAACAGCCGAGAACCACGUUUGCGUCCAUACUCAAGAUGGCUGUACUUAUACUGGAGAUAUCGUUGUCGGUGCUGAUGGGGUCCAUAGCGCUGUCAGAAAGGAGAUGUGGCGAAACGGCGUCGAAUCAGAUCCAGGCUCAUUCUGGCUAGAUGAGGACAAAGCGCUUGCGGCCGACUCAAAAUCUAUCUUUGGCAUUUCCAAACGGCCGAAGUCCCUACCUACUUCUGCUUUGCAAAUCAACUCAUUCUUCGACGGUCGCAACUACAUGAUGCUCUCAGCACCAGGGGAUCGACUCUAUUGGUUUAUGUUCCAAGAUAUGAGUAGAACUACUGGCAGUGAGAUUCCCAGAUUCACGAUCGAGGACGAAAGUAAUCUCGCAAGAAAACACUUUGAUGAUCAAGUCACAGCGUGCACGACCUUUGGGGACGUGUAUGAAAAUCGAUUGAAAACGGCACUCGUCUCUCUUGAGGAGCACGUUUUUGCUCGGUGGUAUUUCCGGAGAAUCAUCACCAUUGGAGACGCAGCUCACAAGGUUCACCCCAACACUGCCCAAGGCGGCAACGGCGCUAUCGAAACGUCGGCAGUUCUUCUAAACACUCUCUUACGGCGAUUAGACGACACAUCGAAACUGUCAGAACAGGAUAUCGAGGACGUUUUCGCAGAGGUUCAGACCAAACGUUUUGCCCGCGCCGCGAAUGCUCUCGAACAAGGCCGCCACACGUCAUCAAUCUCGACGCGCGAUACAUUCGCGUCGAGAUUCUUCGUACACUAUUUACUGCCCUAG